GACUAUUAUCAUUUACCGCCGUAAAAAAUGGGAAUACUAGAAUAGGGUCUAUAGGGUUUAUGCGCAGCGUUGAGACGCAAGAAGAACUGCAACAGCAGUUUCAGAAGGAAACGCACCGGCACAACAGCAAUGGUGUUUUCCGAAGAAGACAUAACAAAACUUUUCAGAAUCCAGAAAACCCUUCUCCAAAUGUUAUCCGACAGAAACUACCUCGUCGAAGAAACCGAACUCACCAUGUCUCGUGAAGAUUUCAUCUUCAAAUACGGCGAACACAUGAAACGAGAACAGUUAGAAAUCAACAAAACACAUAGAAACAACCCAUCUGAAAAAAUCUGUGUUUUCUUCUCUGAUGAUGCUAAACUUGGUGUUAAGAUUGUUAGAGGUUUUAUUACUAGGAUGUUGCAAGAGAAUGUUGAUAGUGGGAUUUUGGUUUGUCAGACUAAAUUAUCUCAUUAUGCUAGAAGUGCUGUUACUGAAAUGAGUUCAGUUGGUUCUAAGCGCCUUGAAGUCUUUCUGGAGGAUGAACUGCUGGUGAACAUAACAAAGCACGAGCGUGUACCUCCACAUCAGGUUCUCACCGAAGCUGAGAAGAGAGCCUUGCUCAAGAAAUACACUGUCAAAGAUACUCAGCUACCUAGAAUUUUGACGUCGGAUCCUGUUGCGAGAUAUUAUGGACUAAGGCGUGGACAAGUUGUCAGGAUUAUCCGGCCAAGUGAGACUGCAGGCACAUAUAUUACAUACCGAAUUGCUUCUUGAGCUUAUCGGCUAUACCUAAAAUUUAUGCCAAGCAUGCAUAGUGAUUAUAUAACCUUUUUAUUUUUGUUGUUGUAAUGGUUGGCAAUGACAUUACAACAUGACAGUCAUGUUGUAAUGGUUUAUAUUGAACUUUGUUUCUUUACAUUAUAGACCUAUACCCUGUUUGUGUCUUACUGAAUAAUGCAAUAAUAGUUUUGAUUUUCAGUUA
This is a messenger RNA of Medicago truncatula (barrel medic), 964 nucleotides long. Its product is annotated as DNA-directed RNA polymerases II and IV subunit 5A. The record is from RefSeq and is a predicted model, not a curated record. Gene Ontology annotation, cellular component: RNA polymerase II, core complex; RNA polymerase I complex; RNA polymerase III complex. Gene Ontology annotation, molecular function: DNA binding. Gene Ontology annotation, biological process: tRNA transcription by RNA polymerase III; transcription elongation by RNA polymerase I; transcription by RNA polymerase II. The coding region runs from base 130 to 756 and encodes 208 amino acids. The transcript has 3 exons. Lineage: Eukaryota; Viridiplantae; Streptophyta; Magnoliopsida; Fabales; Fabaceae.